CGAUGUGCGGAGCAAUUGCAAGGUAGAACUCAAAGCUGGGAUCUUGGUAGUUUAUUGAUCAAACCUGUCCAACGUGUACUGAAAUAUCCGUUGUUAUUAAAGGAACUCUCAAGUAUUACGCCACCUGAUGACCUGGAUCAUGAAAACCUUAUUACAGCCACCAUCGAAAUUCAGAAAGUAGCUGAUCAUAUCAAUGAAAUCAAACGACGCAAGGAUAUUGUUGAAAGAAUAGUUGGCGAUAAAAAGAAAACCGAAAUGAAUGUAGUAAAAGCGCAUAGAAUCCGACAAGUGACUGGACUAGCAGCUGAAGCAACACAAGAUACCAUAUUUGAUACAUUAUACCAAAAGUUCGAAGAUCAACAAGAAUUAGCACGACAGUUGGCUCGCGAUAUUCAAACAUGGGUUCGGCAAGUCAAGGAUAAUUUUGACAAUCUUUUAGAAUUCGCCACUAGCUUGGAAGAAGUUUAUAGUUCAUUUGGUGGUGUCCGCGUACGUAGUAUGAAUCAAAUCAAGGAAUUUACAAAACUGGCUUCCAACUUUCGAAUGGUUAUCUCCCGAGAAUUGGAUACAAUGAUAUAUGCGUAUACAUAUGCAAAGAUUGAAGGAUUUUUAGCAGUAUUUGAAAAUCCUACUCAAGUGAUUAACAAACGUGGACAAAAACUGCUAGAUUAUGAUCGUGUACGUGGAAUCAAGGCAAGAGGAGAUAUACCAGAUAAGACACUUCAAGAAUCAGCUGAUAUGUAUGUUUCCAUCAACGCUCAACUUGUAGAAGAAUUACCUUUACUUUUCAACUUGACUCGACAAUAUUUUGACAUUAUCGUGGGUGAUCUAGCCAUGGUACAAACCAGGUUCUACGAAAUGACUUGUCGUGAAUGGAACAAAUUGAUGCAACAUCUACGACAAGAUCCGAACGACAAUAGGGAUAACAGCAGUUUUGAUGCCAUCAUUGCCAACUAUCAGAGAGAAAUGAACAACCAUGUACAACCUUUGAUUGAUGAUAUUAUGCCACUCAACAAAGAACAAUGGAAGAUGAUUCUUGCUAAUAGAGGAACAAUGAUGGAUUUAGGUGGUACAACAGAUGAUGAUCACUCCAAGGUAACAACACCUUCUCAAAAUGAUGAUUUUUCCAACAGUCGAUCUCAAGGUUAUAGUGAAUCUUCCAACAACAAUAAUAACAACAACAAUUUAGCAGAACCAGCAUUCGAAUGUGUUGUGAUUCAUGAUUAUUUAGAACCUAGUAUGGAAGCUCUUUCUGUGCGCAAAGGUGAUGUGAUUCAAGUUUGGGUGGAAGAUGAAGAUGAACAAGGGUUACAAGGUGCAUGGCUCUAUGCAAGUAUUUCAGUUGGUCAUUCUGAACAUUUUGGUUGGGUACCUUCUCAAUUUUGUCGAAGAUUGUAA
Messenger RNA from Halteromyces radiatus, 1398 nucleotides. RefSeq lists its product as uncharacterized. Gene Ontology annotation, biological process: intracellular signal transduction. Gene Ontology annotation, molecular function: guanyl-nucleotide exchange factor activity; protein binding. The transcript has 5 exons. The annotation marks the transcript as partial. The record is from RefSeq and is a predicted model, not a curated record. Lineage: Eukaryota; Fungi; Mucoromycota; Mucoromycetes; Mucorales; Cunninghamellaceae. Gene Ontology annotation, cellular component: cytoplasm.